GGUCUGUCACCUACCUCAAACCUACGGUUACCUGCCACGGUGAAUUCAUUAAUCUGGGCUCAGCCGCCGUGAAUAUGGUGAUCAUCCACCUGAUGUUUUGGAGAAAUCAUGGCCAAGAACGCAGGGUCUGGCAGGUCAGAAGACUCGCAAAUGAGUGCUCAUGCUGAUAUGUGAUGGCAAGUUGUUUACUUCUGUGAAACUUGCAAGGAUGCUUCCAGUCCAAUAAAUGUGAGUUCGCUCUCCACUUGCUGUAACUCCUCCUAUUCUCGAAAGAUUUAUCCAGUCUUCUCUUCGUUGCUGCCCCAGCAUCAUGUCACAUCCGGUUGCGGAGAAUUCAAAAUCAAAUGGAACUGACUGGAAGAAACUGCGCAUUAUUUGCUCGCAGACUAUCUCACGCUUCACCAGCGGGAGUGCCACUUCAGGCAAUGAUUCUGAUGAAUCAAAAAUUGUCCCAAGUCUUACAACGAGUAGCACUGACUCUGAAUCGCCCUGUAUUGUCUCGCCUUCUGGAUCAUUUUCCAGUUUCGAGGACCUUGGACCCCUGGUUGCAUAUGAUGACCCUCACCACGAGGGGGAUCUUCGUUCACCACUGACGCAAACUUUCCUAAAACCAUAUGUUGACUUCAAAAAAUACCACGAUGAACCUGAGGAUCUUACGGCUUAUAUUUCACGCAUCGAUGAUUUCCCCCGCAAUUUUGGCGGAUUCGGCAACGUCUGGAAAUGCAAAUUAACAAGUUCCUUCCUCCGAAACGGUACCAAAGUUCGUUUAUUAAUUGAUUUCCUCCCAACAGAUUGGCUCAAUCCUAAUAGAUACUCCCACAAAAAGUCGCAGUCAAGGCUUUCAGAGUGCCGUCAAGGAAACCAGAAGACCUAAAUAAAUUGAUCAAGAAAUUACGUCAGGAAGUCUUUGUCUGGAGACAGCUGGAACAUUCGCACAUAGUGCCUUUGUAUGGCACUACGGAAAAAUAUGAAAUUAUCCCAGCGCUGGUGUGUCCAUGGAUGAAAAACGGUUCUCUCCAUC
Molecule: messenger RNA, 1021 nt
Organism: Suillus plorans
Lineage: Eukaryota; Fungi; Basidiomycota; Agaricomycetes; Boletales; Suillaceae
Exons: 5
Coding region: 311-874 (187 amino acids)
Source: RefSeq, a predicted model, not a curated record